Molecule: messenger RNA, 606 nt
Organism: Podospora anserina S mat+
Lineage: Eukaryota; Fungi; Ascomycota; Sordariomycetes; Sordariales; Podosporaceae
Exons: 2
Coding region: 1-606 (201 amino acids)
Biological process (GO): mitochondrial translation
Cellular component (GO): ribosome; mitochondrial large ribosomal subunit
Molecular function (GO): structural constituent of ribosome
Source: RefSeq, a predicted model, not a curated record
AUGUCGUCAAUGAACUCAUUACCGCGGAUCGCGGAGCCUGUACAGCGGUGGAAGAGGUUCGGUGAGAAGCAAUUGUUUCUACCAAACCACGUAGUCGCCCUCCUCCGCCCCAAGCCCAAACAGUCCCCCCACCUCGCCACCUUUGCCGUCCCCCUGCAGUUCAACAAGCUCGAUCUUCGGGACUAUCUUCACCAUGCUUACGGCGUCGAGACGACGGCUAUCCGCUCGUUCAUCAACCAGCCCAAACCCGAGAGGAAGAACAAGACUGGGCCUUGGUAUCGGCCCAGGGCGCAGAAGAUGAUGAUUGCCGAGCUGGUCAAGCCGUUUGUGUGGCCGGAGCCGGUGAAGGAUGAGGAGGCUCUCAAGCCGUGGGAUCAUGCGAUGUACCAGAAGCUGCAGAAGGAUAGGAGGGCGCAGGAGAAGAAGCAGAAGGACCCGAAGAAGGUGCCGUUGAGGAACAAGUUUGCGGUGCCGGAUGAUGUGAAGAGUGUGAGUCAGCAGGCGAGGGAGUUGUUGAGGAAGGCGAAAGGGUUGAAGGUCAAGGAGAAGGGGUUGAAGGUGGAGGGGAAGGAGGAGGGGGAAAAGGGGGAGGUGAAGGAUGAAUAA